This is a messenger RNA of Otolemur garnettii (small-eared galago), 5656 nucleotides long. RefSeq names its product suppressor of cytokine signaling 6 (gene SOCS6). Gene Ontology annotation, molecular function: 1-phosphatidylinositol-3-kinase regulator activity. The transcript has a single exon. Bases 121 to 1728 code for a protein of 535 amino acids. The record is from RefSeq and is a predicted model, not a curated record. NCBI's taxonomy places the organism in Eukaryota, Metazoa, Chordata, Mammalia, Primates, Galagidae. Gene Ontology annotation, cellular component: phosphatidylinositol 3-kinase complex. Gene Ontology annotation, biological process: regulation of growth; phosphatidylinositol phosphate biosynthetic process; protein ubiquitination.
GGCUCCAAAGGUCAAAUGAAGCUGGAAAAAUGCCUAGAUGCAGCGUUGCAGCCUCUCCAGAUGUUCGGGGAUAAUACUGCAGAGAGAGGUUGAUCCCCUUGGGUUAGGUAACUAGUCAUAAUGAAGAAAAUUAGUCUUAAAACUUUCCGGAAAUCUUUUAACCUGAAUAAAAGUAAAGAAGAAACUGAUUUCAUGGUAGUACAACAAGCAUCCCUAGCCGGUGACUUCGGGAAGGAUGACUCCCUAUUUGGUAGCUGCUACAGUAAAGAUAUGGCCAGCUGUGACCUCAACAGCGAAGAUGAGAAAGGGGGCAAAGCCAGGUCCAAAAGCGAAAGCCUGAUGGGUACGUUGAAAAGGCGGCUUUCUGCAAAGCAGAAGCCCAAGGGCAAGGCCGGCGCGCCGCCCGGCAGCUCGGCCGACGAGGACGCCUUCUCCUCCUCCUCGGCGCCCCUGGUCUUCAAGGACGUGCGCGCGCAGAGGCCCAUGCGCUCCACCUCGCUGCGCAGCCACCACUACAGCCCCACGCCGUGGCCGCUGCGGCCCACGAACUCGGAGGAGACGUGCAUCAAGAUGGAGGUGCGGGUCAAGGCCUUGGUCCACUCCUCCAGCCCCAGCCCCGCGCUGAACGGCGUCCGGAAGGACUUCCACGACCUCCAGGCGGACGCCGCGUGCCAGGAGCAGGCCAACGCCCUCAAGGGCUCGGCCUCUCCCAACGGGGACCUGCACCUGCACCUGGACGAACAUGUGCCUGUCGUUAUCGGACUCAUGCCUCAGGACUACAUUCAGUACACCGUGCCUUUAGACGAGGGGAUGUAUCCUCUGGAAGGGUCGCGCAGCUAUUGUCUGGACACGUCUUCUCCCAUGGAGGUCUCCGCGGUCCCCGCGCCAGGGGGAGGCCGCCCUUUCCCCGAAGACGAGAAUCAGGUAGACCAGGACCUGGUCGUGGCCCCGGAGAUCUUCGCGGAUCAGCCAGUGAACGGCUUAUUGAUCGGCACCACGGGCGUCGUGUUGCAGAGUCCCCAGGCGGGUCGCGACGACGUCCCUCCGCUCUCACCAUUGCUACCUCCAAUGCAGAAUAAUCAAAUCCAAAGGAACUUCGGUGGACUGGCGGGUGCAGAUGUCCACGUGGCUGAGAGUAUGCGCUGUCAUUUGAAUUUUGAUCCUAACUCUGCUCCUGGGGUUGCUAGAGUUUACGACUCAGUGCAAAGUAGUGGUCCCAUGGUGGUGACGAGCCUUACCGAGGAGCUGAAAAAACUUGCGAAACAAGGAUGGUACUGGGGCCCAAUCACACGCUGGGAGGCGGAGGGGAAGCUGGCCAACGUGCCGGACGGGUCUUUUCUCGUGCGGGACAGUUCUGAUGACCGUUACCUUUUAAGCUUGAGCUUUCGCUCCCAUGGUAAAACCCUUCACACUAGAAUCGAGCACUCAAAUGGUAGGUUUAGCUUUUACGAACAGCCAGAUGUGGAAGGACAUACGUCCAUAGUUGACCUAAUCGAGCAUUCAAUCAGGGACUCUGAAAAUGGAGCUUUUUGUUAUUCUAGGUCCCGGCUGCCUGGCUCUGCAACUUACCCGGUCAGACUGACCAACCCAGUGUCGCGGUUCAUGCAGGUGCGGUCUUUGCAGUACCUGUGCCGUUUCGUUAUACGUCAGUACACCAGGAUAGACUUAAUUCAGAAACUGCCUUUGCCAAACAAAAUGAAGGAUUAUUUACAGGAGAAGCACUACUGAAAGAUGGAGAACCCCGCAUCUUGCACUUUGGGAAUAAGAAAAAGAGAUUGAAACACAGUUUACAGACUUUCAUUGCCAUCAGAAUCUUUUGCUGCCAUAACUAUUUCAGUUUUAUGUGUAAAAGAAUCAUUAAUUUGUUUAGGGGCGUGGAAGUGUCCGCAAGGUGUUUUGGGUUUAUUUUGGUUCUUUAAAAAGGGAAGUCUUGAGGUUUUAGAAGUGUGAAUUAUCUUUUCAUCAAUGUGCAGAAUCACAAUGUGAAUUAUGAAAUUCUCCUGAUCCCCACCCCAAUCCUUUGCUGCUAUCCACUGUGAUUUUUAUGCAUUAAAAGCACAUUUCAUGUGUAUCCAACCCUAAGUAAAGUUGAAUGAAAUUUAAAGUGAAAAUUGCUGUCUUUUUAAAUGGCCCAUUUCAAAAGAUAGUGUCGAAUAAACAUACCUGUGUGCUAAGACAGGAAUUACAUAGACGUUGAAAGUGAUUUUUUUAUUUCAUACUUUAAAAAAGGUUUAUUUAGAAUUAUGAAUGGAUGUAAUCUUGGGUGAUAGAGUGCAGAUCGGCUGCAUAGCUUCGACAGUGCUCUUUCCUAAAUUAUCUCAAAGAUUGUGCUCAUUAUUUUGGUUGUGAAAAGUCGAAGUUUUCUUUUGCCUUCAUUUUCAUCUUGUGGUUUGUCUGUUUUAAUAAAUGGCCUUACAUUUAAAAAAUUGUAAAGAAAUGUAUACCACCGGUUUAGAAAUUGUUGCCUUUUCUGUCAUUAAACUCGGGUACAAAUUGGCAUAACAUCCCUAAAAACCUAUGGAACUAGAACUAUUAUUAAAGAAAUAUCAGAUGAUCAUAGUUUCCUGUGAUAGCAUUUUUGUUGUCUGUGCUUCUUUACACUUUCCUUUGGUAAAGAGUUUUAUCUGUGAUUUCUUUAGCUCAGCCAACAUUCCCUUAGGUGAACUUGAUCAUACAUCUAAAUUUCAUAAAUGGACUGGGUUCUCAUGCAACAGUGAAGCUUAUCUCAAGUUGUAAAUCGAUUUGAUUAGAAAGGAAACAUUGUUUUAAAGUUAGGUUUAUAUUUUUAUGUAGUGUACUAUUCAACGUGCUGGAUUUGACCACUCCUUCCCCCCACUUAAAAUAAUCUUGACUUUCAGUUAAAACACUGUGGAGAUUGUGGAGCAGUUCUCAUGACGUGAGAAAAAAUAUUAAAACCAUAUCAGAUACUGCCUACCCAUAAAUACUGCCACUUACAAAUAGAUUUUUUAAUUUUUUUUUAAAUUUAACUAGUCUUUAAGUAAUUUGGUAUCACUAUUUUAUCUCUUUGAGUCAGUUUGGGGGGGAGGAUGUUAUGCCCAAUAAUUUUUAGUUAUUUUGAAAUGUGUAGUGUUUAUUCAUUUUACUGUUCUGUAGUGUUGUAGUAUUUGGGGAUUACCUUGUCCAGAAGAUGUUUCCAGCUAUACAGCUUUAAAGGAAAGUGUUUCCAAGGUGGACCAUGUAAUUUGAGAUGUUUCUUCCUGUGUCAUUUAAAGUUUUCUUGUCUCUUCUACUUUAAACACUAGGGCAGAGGUCUUUGGUCAGAUUUACUGGCUUUGUCAUUCACACAUACCUGCCUCUCACUUUUUUCUCUAUUUGUUUUAUAGGGUCAGAACUGAGAUAUUACCAAGAAAAGGCACAGUGCCAUGAUAUCAUGGUGUUACGAUAUUUUGACUUAAAGGGGAAAAGGUACUUAAUUUUGAUAAAAUGUUGAUUGUACCUUGUUACAAAGACUCCUCUUUGAUUUUCUGAUUUGUUUUCACCUACUAAGAUGGCAUAGGGAAUAUACUGUAAUAAUAUAAUUAUUCACUAUAAGCUAUUUGGGUUAAGAACUAUUACAGAGUUGUAAGCUUGUUAUCAAAUUAAUGCAAGACAUUUAAACUAUUUUUUUGCAAAACUAUUUAUUUUUAAACAACUUAAAAUAUAUCUGGGGUGAGUUAAAAGUCCCUGUGCAUCUAUAUUAGAUGGCAGGUAUUGUCACAGAGUCACUGUGUAUUAAUGAUAAAUGUUGAAAUGGGUUCUCCGUGUCUCCAGGAGCACUUACACGUCCUCUUUUUGAGAUCAGAGUGCACAGAGGUCUUUGGACUGCCCUGAACCUGUCUUAUGUGGACACAACCUGUUCCCCGCAUUUUCUCUUGAUGCCAUGUGUUUAAGACCUACCCUUUUGGUGUCAAGGUUAUUUUAAUUUUCAUCUAAAUGUCCUAAAAAUGUUCAUAAAAUGUUCUAUUUUAUGGUUUAAGGAGGGCAAGUCUUGAUACUGUUCUAAUUCAGAAAGCCAAUUUUUGAUGUGCUUUUAUAUUAUUCAUAAUAUAUAAUACUUUUAAGUAAUAUGCCCUAUUCUUAUCCAACUUAAAAUUGUUAGAUUUUGAUAGUGUUAACAAUAAAAAUCAAAACAUUUGCCAAAAAUCUGAAUUACAAGCAGAAAAGCAUAUUGCUAGUAAAUUUAUAAGCCGAAAGGCGUAUUGCAAAAUUCUCUUCUUUUGUGUAGAAAGAAAUCCAUUUGGCAGAGUAGCACAGCAUAAUGUGAAAGAUUAGCCUUAUACGCCACUGAAACAGGCUGGUUUGAAGGGGAGAGGGGGCAAAAAGAGAGAGAACUUCACCCUGUAGUUUGGUCUAGAUACAAUUUGGGUAAAUAUUUGGAUCCUAGUGACAGGUAGCAAGUGAUAAAGACAACCUGUGAAUCAUUUUUAAAUAUGUGCUUCUAAAAAUUUGCUGAAGGCAAGAAAAAGAAAACAGGAAAGCUGCAUCCAUUUGCCGUAAUAAGUGAAUCAGAAUUUUUUAAAAUCAAAUAUUUCAUCAUAAAACAUGAUUGAGGACAGAGACUAUUUUUAGGCUUACUAGGACACUAUUAUGGGUUUUUAUAAAUAAUGAGAAACUAUAGAAAGUACUUGAAAAAUAUCUCACUCUCUUUCUGUCUAAGGAAAACUGUUCUCUUUCUUCUUGGUGCAAUAAUCUGAAAACUCAGAAGGUCAAAAUAUAUCACAGGAAAUGAUCAAAGAGCUAAAAAUAGUUUUUAAGGAAACCGGCUACACAGGGCAACCAUCUUGCUGUUGAGAAAAGUCAUGUGCCAAAAGACUAAAUUGUUGGCAUCUAUGAAAUAAACCUAAAGUAUAUGUUGUGAUUCCUGAGCCAGUAUUAUUUAAACAGGAUACAAGUUACUAAAAUCUGACAGAAGUUUAUGCAGCAUCUCUGCCAGUACUAAAGUGUGAAUACCUUUAUAAACAACGCUUUCAGAAAUGCCUGUUUUAAUUUCUCUACAUUUCACAUCGUAUAUGAGAGCUAUUGUUUUAUGAACAAUUCAAAAUAAUAUAUUCCAUUUAAAUCUAAUUGCUUUUCAUCAAAUGUGAAGUCUUAUUUUGAAAAUGAAAUCACACUACCAGCAAUAGACAGCUUCGUUGAAUACUCUAAUAAGGAACAAUAACCAGUUCCAUAAAUUACUUUAAAAUUCUAAAAGUAUUGGUACGCUAGUAAUCACAAAUUGGGUUUGUUGUAAUACUUUUUUAAAGAAUGUUUUUUAUAAACCCUUUUUAUUAAUCAUUAUACAUGGCAAAAUGUGUAGUUGCUAUUUCUGAAAAGUGAUCCAAACUGUACAUCCAGAAAUAAUGAAAAAUUCUUAUAGAAUUUUGUAGUAAGUAUACAUGUUGAUUUAAAGAAAUUUCAUAGUUGUUGGAGUGCCAUGAAAUUAAUACUUGCAAUUCAGAUUGCUGUAGUUUACACUUUUUCUGUAUGUUUCAAAUCAGGUGUGUAUCAUUUGUACUGAGAAUACCACAGAAUGAAUUAUCCAAAGUCCAUUGAUUUUAAUACGUGUUUUGGUUUGUAAACAAAUUAUAGUAAUUUCUUGCACAUUUUUGGAAAUUGUUUAAGAAUUUAUGUAUCUGCUUCUAGAUACAGUGUGUAAAUAAAAAUUUCGUUCACAAGA